Molecule: messenger RNA, 1120 nt
Organism: Arabidopsis arenosa
Lineage: Eukaryota; Viridiplantae; Streptophyta; Magnoliopsida; Brassicales; Brassicaceae
Source: the annotation of a GenBank genome assembly
AAGAAAGCGAGAAGAAGAAGAAGAAGAAGAAGAAGCAAAAAUGUUCAGAAACCAAUACGACACAGAUGUGACCACAUGGAGUCCAACAGGUCGUUUAUUCCAAGUGGAAUACGCCAUGGAAGCAGUGAAGCAAGGAUCUGCAGCAAUUGGACUCAGAUCUCGUUCUCAUGUCGUUCUCGCUUGUGUUAACAAAGCUCAAUCGGAACUUUCUUCUCAUCAGAGGAAGAUCUUUAAAGUUGAUGACCAUAUUGGUGUUGCAAUCGCUGGUCUCACCGCUGAUGGUCGUGUUUUGUCUCGGUAUAUGAGAUCGGAAUCGAUUAAUCACUCGUUUACUUAUGAAUCUCCUCUUCCUGUUGGUCGUCUUGUUGUUCAUCUCGCUGAUAAGGCUCAGGUCUGUACCCAACGAUCAUGGAAACGACCCUAUGGUGUUGGUUUACUGGUAGGUGGAUUGGAUGAGUCUGGUGCCCAUCUUUACUACAACUGUCCAAGCGGAAACUACUUCGAGUACCAAGCUUUUGCUAUUGGAUCCCGUUCCCAAGCAGCAAAGACCUAUCUGGAACGCAGGUUUGAGAGCUUUGGGGAUUCUUCAAGAGAAGAUCUGAUCAAAGAUGCUAUUUUGGCUGUUAGGGAGACAUUGCAAGGAGAAACACUGAAGAGUUCUCUCUGCACAGUCGCUAUUCUAGGAGUCGAUGAACCGUUCCACUUCUUGGACCAGGAAGCGAUACAGAAAGUGAUCGACACAUUUGAGAAAGUGCCUGAGGAAGAGGAAGGCGAAGGUGAGGCUGGUGAGGGUGAGGCUGAAGCUGCCGCUGCUGCACCAGCAGAACAAGGUGGUGGUGGUGCAGGUGACGUUGCUCCAAUGGAAAUGUAAGGCUUAUGUGUGUAACGCUGGAACUAUUUUAUUUUGAUGUUAGUUGGAUUUACUUUGCAAAUGGCUGCGGGUUUAGAUUAUAUGCUUGAGAACCUCGUGAAGUUGAAAUCAUUUCGUCAUAUAAACUUUGUUGCUGCCAUUAAGACUUUCUCCUAUUUUGGAUCUUUUGGUUUAAAUCUGAAAUCUGUUCACGACUUCCUAUCUCAUUGGUUCUGCAAUUCCUUGCUAAAACAAAUUUCUAGUCCCAUU